AUGGCCUCAAAACCCUUCCUUGUGGUUGUGGCUGAGGGAGGCGUAUUCAGCGAGGAAAUGAAGCGAGCCUCAACUCUUAACCAUGGUCCCUUCACAGAUGUAGUAACCACAAAUCUUAAACUACGAAAUCCAUCAGAUAGAAAAGUAUGCUUCAAAGUGAAGACCACAGCACCUCGUCGAUACUGCGUGAGGCCGAACAGUGGAAUUAUUGAUCCAGGAUUGUCUGUAAUUGUUUCAGUAAUGCUACAGCCUUUUGACUAUGACCCAAAUGAGAAGAGUAAACACAAGUUCAUGGUACAGACAAUCUAUGCACCACCAAAUAUUUCAGAUAUGGAGGCAGUGUGGAAAGAGGCAAAACCUGAUGAGUUAAUGGACUCCAAGUUGAGAUGUGUGUUUGAAAUGCCCAACGAAAAUGAUAAACUGAAUGAUAUAGAUGCAAGUAAAUCCGCCCCAGUACUGAAUACAUCUAAACAGGAUGGACCGAUGCCAAAACCACAUAGUGUUUCACUUAAUGAUACUGAAACAAGGAAGCUAGUGGAGGAGUGCAAAAGACUUCAGGCAGAAGUUAUGAAGCUGUCGGAUGAAAAUCGGCACUUGAGAGAUGAAGGCUUGAGGCUCAGAAAGGUAGCACACUCGGAUAAAUCUGGAUCACCCACAGCCUUGGCCCUCAGAGAUAAUGGCUCUAAUUCUCUUCCUUCACUUCUUGUUGUAAUUGCAGCCAUUUUCAUUGGAUUCUUUCUAGGGAAAUUCAUCUUGUAGAAAGAAUGAGUGAGAGAAGCAUGCAAAAUGCGGCUUCUUUUCUUCCCUUGACCCCUCCCCUCCCCUCCCUUUUUUUUUCCUCCUCCCUUGGCCAUAAAAAGAUUUCUUUAUCUACCACUUCACUGGUAGUAUGGCCCAAGUGACCAUUUUUGUGUACAGCAUCAUAACAGGCUUUGCCGUUAAUGAUCUCGCACGGUUAGAAAAUACAAUUUAAAAAGACAAACUGUUCGGCUACUGGACAAAAUUGUACAUUAAAUCAUCAAUAGCAGAUGUCAGUUGCACAUUCAGUCCUUUAUGAAAAUUCAUAAAUAAAGAAUUGUUCUUUCUUUCUGUGGUUUUAAUAAGAGUUCAAAAAUUGUUCAGAGUCUUGUAAAUGUUAUUUUAAUAAUCCUUUAAAAUUUUAUCUGUUGCUGUUACCUCUUGAAAAAUGAUUUAUUAGAUUGCUAAUCCCACUCAUUCAGGAAUAUGACAAGAGGUGUUCUGGGGGAAAUGGUGCCUCUUUCUGUGUAAAUUUUCUCUUUACCUUACUUUGCUAGUAUCAUGGCAGAAUUUCUUUCUUAUCCCUUGUGAGGCAUUGUUGAGAGUUUUUCAUCCUUACAAUCCUGUCCCAUAAUAUUUAACAUUACAAAAGAAAUAAAAUUGUUAACAGAUUUUCUGCUGGGUAGCCUGUUUGUGUGUGUCGUACUUUUAGAAGGGAUUCCUAACAAGUUCAUUGUUCAUGGUAACUUGCUACUUGUAACAAAUGGCUAUUUUAAAACUUACUUGCGUAAGUCUCUGGCUUAGACUGUUGUAAUUGAAGCUUGAAAAAAUUAAUAAGGGUUUCCAUUCUUUUUCUUAAGAAGUGAACUGUUUUCUGGCUGCUUUCAGCUGCAGAGAGGAUAAUUAUCCAUCUUGUUUUGGGACAGAAUAAUUUGAAUAUCCAGCAGGUAUAAAUAGCAUAAAUACAUGUUUUUAAUAUAUUAACAGUUUGCUUGAAUUGUGCGGGAAUGUAAUAAUCAACCUUCUGUUACAUCUUGGGGUCUUUUGGGUGUCUUCCAGGUGUCAGCUUAAUUAUCCUUGGAUUUCAUAAGGGUACUUAAUUCAAGAAUGCUAACUUACUCACUUUGUAAUUCCAUUUUAGCAGAUAUUCAGAAUCACAAUUUGAAUGAUUCAGACACCCAUAAGGAAUUCCACGAUGCAGAAGAGUUGAUGUUUACUGAGUGAGCCUUAGUUGCUCACCUUUGGAAAAGGAAAGUCAUUUUUAUGCAACUGUGGGUAGAUCUACCUGUGUUAACCAUGUAUAUCUAAAUUUUAAAGAAUGUAUUUUUGGGGUCUGAAAUGCUUCCCUGCACUUAAUCCUGUGUCUUGCCUCAUCUCUGAAUAUGUCAUUAAAACAACAACAGUAAUAUUGGAACAAAAUAUUAUACGUGCUUCUGACUAAGCAUAAUCCAAUGCAGGGAAUUAUUCGUAAACUGAAAAAUUAUGGAAGAGAGAUACUCCUGUAAGCAAAAUUGUGUAUGCUCUUGGACAGCUUGACUUGAUGUGGUGCAGCUAAGCGUGUUAGACCUUGGUAUACGCACACAUUAUGUUAGCUGAGAAAAAUGUUUUAGAGAAGAAUUACAUUAUAUUGGUUGCCUUUGAUUUCUAGUUUUUUUUUUAAUCCUGUGAUUACAUCAUGUACUGUCAUUGCUGUCUGUGAUAUAAUUUUUAUAAAAUCUUGCAUAUAUGCAAGGAAAAUGAUGAAUAUACACAUACUGCUUGUCUUUUCACUUAAGCAUGCAAGUACAGAUGUUUCCAGUUAUAGGUUUUCAGUGUCUGCGUUCAAGUCUCCUUUCACUCCAGUAACUGGAAGAACUGUGCUAAGGUCAUGAUUAUUUUGAUUCCGCUGGUAGAGAAUGGUGUAAUUCUCCAAUUUUAUCUCUAACAGAACAUUGACACAUCAAACUUCAUAGCCUGAUCCAAACUGAUCGCAUGGAAAAUGAUGAGGGCAAUAGUUGCGGCCUGUAGUUUGCUUCAGAAAGGGCAGUCAACCCUGCCUUGAAGGAGGGAAAUAAACAAACAAACAAACAAACAAACAAACUGGGAAGAUCUUAGAGUGUACAGAGAUCUCGGUGCACAGGGGUUUUCAGGGGUAACCAGCACUUUCAGGACUUGCAAGCAGGAAAAAGGAGUCAUUUGUCAGUGCAGCCAACUCAGGUUUGAUGUCUGUCAGCAGUACUAUGAAGGGCCACCAGUAAUAAAGUAACAAAUAAUGAUAAAGUUUUUUUUAAAUACAUACAAAACAGAUGGUGGUAAAAUGUGGUCAUUGGUUGGCAUGAAGUCUUCAAAAUGGAAGUGUGGAGAGGUCUCAUAACCCACGUACUCAUUAAUGGUAUAAGGAGACUGUUGCUUUCCAGUAAUCCCUUCAUUAGCUGUGUAUAAAAUGUAAUGCUAAAACUAUUUUGCUCUCAGGAGUGACUUUGGAUGAGAUCAACUGUAUUCAGUGAAUUAUGUAAUAUGGAUUAAAUCGUUUGUCUCUGUUCCUGAAAUGGUUAGAACUUCCUGCUUUGUCUGCCUGCUUACUUGUGUAUGUAAGCAUGGGGAAAUAGUCUUCUCUGUUCCUAGUGAUAUGAUCAAAUGAUGAUGCCUAUAAAGUCAUGUGAGGCUAAAUGCGCAACUUUAGUUUAAUAUGCAUCAGAGGUUGCUUUUCUGAUCUCUCAAAAGGACAAAGUGGAACAAGUAUACAGUAUCAAAGUGGUAUUUUAAAGUUUUAUGAAUAUAGCACUUUUAAAAAGAUAGUAUACUGGUUUAGGGGAAAAACCCCUUGUUAAGUAGAAAAUAUAGCUUCUGUAGUUAUUCUGGGCACGAAAUUUAACCCACUUAAAUUAUAUCCAGUACAUUUAAAAAAAAAAUAUUUGUAUUAAUGCACAAACUAUUUGUGCACUUCUACUGAUUCUCUAAAAGCUGUUGACAGACACUAUUGUCCAGGCUUGCAUGUUUCUGCUGCUAUGAUUGAAGCUGAUUUACGUAUUGGAAAAAAAA
Struthio camelus australis is the source of this 3759-nucleotide messenger RNA. Lineage: Eukaryota; Metazoa; Chordata; Aves; Struthioniformes; Struthionidae. The record is from RefSeq and is a predicted model, not a curated record.